Coffea eugenioides is the source of this 3119-nucleotide messenger RNA. RefSeq names its product putative potassium transporter 12. Gene Ontology annotation, biological process: potassium ion transmembrane transport. Gene Ontology annotation, molecular function: potassium ion transmembrane transporter activity. Gene Ontology annotation, cellular component: membrane. The record is from RefSeq and is a predicted model, not a curated record. The coding region runs from base 331 to 2850 and encodes 839 amino acids. The transcript is spliced from 9 exons. Lineage: Eukaryota; Viridiplantae; Streptophyta; Magnoliopsida; Gentianales; Rubiaceae.
CAUCAAACCCAUUCUUGGUAUAAUACCACCAAAAAGUUACCCCAUACAGAGCCCAGAUUGCCGCCACGGUGGCACCAAUCAAAGUUUGGAUCUUUCAUCCUUCCUGGUGCAACAUUCAAGGCAAAAGGGUUCGUGUAAGACUUUUGAUUCUGACUAGAUUAACUACACCAACCAAUUAAGAGAGCCUUUAUCUGAACAGCUGGGUAACCUGGCAAGUGAGCUUUGCAGAUUAUGUCGGAAAAUGACUGAAAGGUGAUAUUUUGAGCCAUUUUUCAUAGUUAGAAGUCAUUGUCUGCUGGUUGGAAUUGCAGAGCAGCUUGAGAAGGAGCCAUGAAAGAAGAGAUUGAAGAGAGUAGUAGCGUGAGGUUGUUGCGUAGUACUAGUAGCAGUGGAGGUGGGGAGUCAAGGUGGGUGGAUGGCAGUGAAGUGGACUCCGAGUCACCACCUUGGUCCUUGGGUGGGGAUCAGGAUAUUAGAGAAGGGUAUGGAUCUAUUAGAAGAAGGCUUGUCAAGAAGCCCAAGAGAGUUGAUUCUUUUGAUGUUGAAGCUAUGGAGAUUGCUGGAGCUCAUGGCAAUCAUGAAAAGGAUGCUUCUCUUUGGCAAACUCUUGCCUUGGCAUUUCAAACUCUUGGUGUGGUGUAUGGUGACAUGGGCACGAGCCCUUUAUAUGUCUUCUCUGAUGUGUUCAGCAAGGUGACCAUCACGUCAGAAGUUGAUGUCUUAGGGGCUCUAUCACUAGUGAUGUACACCAUUGCUCUCAUUCCAUUAAUGAAGUAUGUCUUUAUAGUGCUGAAGGCCAAUGACAAUGGCGAAGGAGGAACAUUUGCAUUAUAUUCAUUGAUCUGUAGAUACGCAAAAGUUAAUCUUCUUCCCAAUCGUCAGCAGGCUGAUGAGUACAUCUCUAGUUUUAAGCUCAAACUGCCCACUCCGGAACUUGAAAGGGCUUUGAAUAUAAAAGAUGCUCUGGAACACAAGUCCUUGCUGAAAACCAUCCUAUUGCUGUUGGUUCUGAUAGGAACAUCCAUGGUAAUAGGAGACGGCAUUUUGACUCCUGCAAUAUCAGUCAUGUCUGCUGUGAGUGGUCUGCAAGGUGAAAUCAAGGGAUUUGGCACAGGAGCUCUUGUUAUCACUUCAAUUAUUAUCCUCAUCGCAUUAUUCAGCAUACAGCGUUUUGGGACAAGUAAAGUUGGCGUAACAUUUGCUCCUGCCCUUUCUUUAUGGUUCUUUAGUUUGGGAUCUAUUGGACUCUACAACCUGAUCACGUAUGACAUUACUGUUGUAAGGGCAUUUAAUCCAGCUUACAUCUAUCUUUUCUUCAGAAAGAAUUCCAGUAGUGCCUGGUCUGCCCUUGGUGGUUGUGUUUUAUGCAUUACAGGAGCAGAAGCUAUGUUUGCAGAUUUAGGGCAUUUCUCUGUGCAGUCAAUACAGAUUGCUUUCACGGGUGUGGUAUUUCCCUGCCUUCUUCUAGCAUAUAUGGGACAAGCGGCCUACCUUAGCAGACACCCUGAUUCAGCUAAUAGGAUAUUUUAUAAUUCUGUCCCAGAGAGUCUUUUCUGGCCAGUUUUUGUGUUAGCCACAAUUGCUGCUAUCAUUGCCAGUCAGGCCAUGAUAUCUGCUUCAUUUUCAUGCAUCAAGCAAUCCAUGGCUCUUGGAUGCUUUCCCAGGUUGAAGAUAGUUCACACCUCAAGGAAACUGAUGGGCCAAAUUUAUAUCCCUGUAAUCAAUUGGUUUCUGAUGAUUAUGUGUAUCCUUGUGGUUGCUGCUUUUAGGAGCACUACAGAUAUAGCUAAUGCAUAUGGCAUUGCUGAAGUUGGUGUUAUGAUUGUCAGCACUAGCUUGGUGACACUCGUGAUGCUUCUGAUUUGGCAAACUAACUUGUUUCUGGCCCUAUGUUUUCCACUUGUAUUUGGAACUGUGGAGCUCAUUUACUUGUCUGCUGUUCUAUCCAAGAUCAUGGAGGGGGGUUGGCUUCCACUUGUCUUUGCCACUUUCUUUCUUUGUAUAAUGUACACCUGGAACUAUGGAAGUGUACUGAAGUAUCAGAGUGAGGUUCGAGAGAAGAUCUCAAUGGACUUCAUGCUUGAGCUUGGGUCUACCUUAGGAACUGUAAGAGUGCCAGGUGUUGGAUUACUUUAUAAUGAACUCGUUCAAGGCAUUCCCUCUGUUUUUGGGCGGUUCUUACUGGAACUUCCAGCUAUCCACUCCACAAUUGUGUUCGUCUGCAUUAAAUAUGUCCCCGUGCCGGUUGUACCUCAGGAUGAAAGAUUUCUGUUUCGAAGGGUUUGUCCAAAAGAUUAUCAUAUGUUCCGAUGUGUUGCCCGAUAUGGGUAUAAAGAUGUGAGGAAAGAUGAUCACAAUGCAUUUGAGCAGCUUCUUGUGGAGAGCCUUGAGAAAUUUUUGAGAAAGGAAGCUCAGGAGUUUGCACUGGAGAGCAGUCUGCAAGAACCCGAGUUUGAUAGCAUUUCCAUGAUGUCAAGGGAAUCUGGACCACAGGAUGGCGAUGGUAUUGGGGAGCUCAGGAUCCCAUUGAUGCAUGACCAGAGGCUGGAAGAAGAAGAAACUUUGUCGUCACAAGAGUCUGUUCCUGCACUGCCAGCCAGUGUCAUGUCAGUAGAUGAAGAUCCUAGUCUAGAGUAUGAGCUGUCGGACCUUAAGGAAGCCACUGAUUCAGGAUUUACAUACUUGAUUGGGCACGGUGAUGUGAGAGCAAAGAAAAGCUCUUGGUUCAUCAAGAAACUUGUCAUAAACUACUUCUAUGGGUUCCUGAGGAGGAACUGCAGAGGAGGUGCUGCAACUAUGAGAGUUCCUCACACGAACAUAAUGCAAGUAGGGAUGACAUAUAUGGUCUGAUGGUGAUACUCUACCGAAGCUUAAUUUGAUUUCAAUUUGGCAAAGCUUUUCUGGAAUCUUUGUGCCUAUUCUUUUUUUUAGAGGCACGAGAGAUUGUCUGGAAAGUGUAAUAUUGUUUGAAAGUUGAGUAAGGCCAAUGAAGAGAUACUACUUACUAUUAUUUGCUAUAUUGAUACGGCCAAUGUCUCUGUUGGGUCCAAACUGUAGAAAUGCAUGUUCCCUCGCACUAAUGUUGGCUUCUGCAAGGUAUGAGUGCAGGACUACGUGUA